AUGUAUCAAAAGGAUUUCUAUGGAAUGUCGAACAUAAACGAUUAUCUCAACUUGAGUAAACUAGGCGAAGGAACAUUCGGUACCGUUACCAAAUGCAAACAAAAAAAAACUGGUAAAUUGGUGGCUCUUAAAAAACUAAUAGUUCAUAAAAAAGAUGAUGGCUUUCCCUUGACUUCACUAAGAGAAAUCACUAUUUUAAAAAAAUUAAAACACAAAAAUAUAAUCCACGAAAAUAAUAACGAAAACUCCAAUAACUCGAUACCUGGUGUCUUUUACAUGGUAACUCCUUACAUGUCAAGUGAUUUAACCGGCUUACUACAAAAUCCUAGAAUCACUCUAAAUGAAAAUGUCAAAAAAUGUUUCAUGAUCCAGCUACUAGAAGGUUUAAACUAUCUACAUCAUCAAAAAUUAUAUCAUAGAGAUAUCAAAGCUGCAAACCUAUUAAUCGAUUAUAAUAACGUCCUUAAAAUUGCCGAUUUUGGUUUAGCUAGACACUACAAAGGUGAUCUACCUAGAGACAACCAUGCUUCAACAACUACUUGUAAAUACACUUCUUUAGUGGUCACAAGAUGGUAUAGAGCUCCAGAAUUAUUAUUCUUUGACUCUCUAUACACAACAGCAAUCGAUUGUUGGGGUGUAGGUUGUGUCUUUGGUGAGUUAUAUUACAAAAAACCAAUACUUCAAGGCGCUUCAGAUAUGGACCAAGGAAUUAAAAUAUUCGAACUAAUGGGCUUUUCAAAUGAUAAUAAAAAAUUAUUAGACUACUACUCAAAACUUCCUAAUCCAAAUAAAAUCAUCUUAACAACAUAUCAAAGUAAUCUCAAUGAUUUCUUUAAACCCUUUGCACUAUCCAAAAAUGCUAUCGAUUUAUUAUCAAAACUACUAGAUUUGAAUCCUAAAACAAGAUAUAACUGUGAAGCAGCUUUAAAUCAUCCUUAUUUUAAAGAAUACCCUUUACCUUCAAAACCAUAUGACUUUAAAUCCUUUGAAGAGUCUCAUGAAAUGGACAUUAAAAGAUAUAAUGAAGAAAAA
This is a messenger RNA of Ascoidea rubescens DSM 1968, 1032 nucleotides long. RefSeq names its product Pkinase-domain-containing protein. The annotation marks the transcript as partial. Gene Ontology annotation, cellular component: nucleus. Lineage: Eukaryota; Fungi; Ascomycota; Saccharomycetes; Ascoideales; Ascoideaceae. The record is from RefSeq and is a predicted model, not a curated record. Gene Ontology annotation, molecular function: cyclin-dependent protein serine/threonine kinase activity; ATP binding. Gene Ontology annotation, biological process: protein phosphorylation. The transcript is spliced from 2 exons.